Molecule: messenger RNA, 1245 nt
Organism: Theobroma cacao (cacao)
Lineage: Eukaryota; Viridiplantae; Streptophyta; Magnoliopsida; Malvales; Malvaceae
Source: RefSeq, a predicted model, not a curated record
AUGGACCAGCAGGAAUGUGCCAUACAUGCUUAUAAUUGGGUUGAUGACGAUGACGAUGAUGAUGAUAGUGGCAGUAUGGACGAUUUUAAGAAUGCAUCCAAGUUUGAACUGGAACAUCAGCUAAGAUGUUUUCCUGAGAAAAGGUCUCCCAAACGAGAGGAAGCACUAUCAUCGAUUGUUGAAGCCUUAAAUAUCAAGCCAGAGCAUGAGUUUGUGGAUGAGAAUUCGAUUACAUUACUAUAUCAAUGCUUGAAUGUCAUGAAGAAAGGAUCUGCUAAAGAGCUACGGCUAGCAACAGAGGCCAUUGGGUUGAUCGCAAUGGUAAUUCGUUGCCCGGACAAGGCACGGGAAGUGUAUAUAGAUUCAGUUCCUGCACUUUCCAAUCUUCUCAAAACCAAGUGUAAUGACUCAAAGGCACUACAUUCUUUGGCCAUGGUAGCUUUUUUCACCGCAGAUAGUUACAUAGAUGAGACUGAACAAGCAAUGCUAUUGAUAUGGAAUUUCAUUAAUCCUGAAUGUAGCAUGGAUUCAAGUAAACACCCACCAGCUAUUCUAGCAGCUGCAAUAUCUGCUUGGUGCUUUCUUCUCUCAACCCUCGAUGGAUGGAGACUCAGUUACAAGUAUUGGCAAGGGGCAAUUUCAUAUUUUUCAGACCUAAUAGCAAAUAAGGAUGAAAAAGUCCGUAAAGCAGCCAGUGUGGCUCUAGCUCUGAUAUUUGAAACCAACACUUUGGAGAAGUUCACAACUCAUGAAAGUGUUACUUCAGAAAAGCAAGAAGAGAAGAACAAGAUUAUUGACAAACUGAGAAGCCAGUCCAAUGAUAUGUCAAAUGAAGGGAAUUGUCCAGAUAAAUAUGUCAAGUUUGGUGAAUAUGAAGUCACUUUAUCAACAUGGUCUCAGAUAAUACAGCUAAACUUUCUGGAGCAAUUUCUAGGAAAAGAUGGAUUUAUCAACCACAUGAUGGAAAAUGAAAACUUCCAUGAACUUUUUGAGCUUCUGCCUAAAGAAAGGCCUCCUCCAGCCAAUAUGCCGUUCAUUCCAGAGACAGAACACGUCACUGUUGAAUUUUAUUUGCCUCGGAUUCUAAGAGCGAAACCAUUCACAAGCUCUUCGCAAUCGAAGCUGGAGAGGAAAAUGACCAAGUCUCCUAAUUCUCUCGUGAGUAAGACAAGGACCAAGUUCCUGAACAAGCAGCGAGCUAUAUCACAGGAAAAGGCCAUUAGCUGCUUAGCUGUUGAUGAUUAA